Molecule: messenger RNA, 1403 nt
Organism: Populus nigra (black poplar)
Lineage: Eukaryota; Viridiplantae; Streptophyta; Magnoliopsida; Malpighiales; Salicaceae
Product: transcription factor MYB17-like
Exons: 3
Coding region: 146-1096 (316 amino acids)
Source: RefSeq, a predicted model, not a curated record
UUUGAAAAAGCUCGUCUCCAAGUGAACUUUAGAGGCACUUGCUUUUCCUCUUGUAUUUUUUAUCUUUCACGGUAAAUUAGAAGUGAGUUUACUUUUGUUGGAAAUUGUUGUUGAGGUGAUAAAAAGUGAAGGAUUGAUCGAGGAGAUGGGGAGGACACCUUGUUGUGAUAAGAACGGUUUGAAGAAAGGGGCAUGGACACCUGAAGAAGAUGAGCUUCUUGUUAGUUACAUCAAGAAGAAUGGGCAUGGUAGCUGGCGCUCUCUCCCUAAGCUUGCAGGUCUUCUUCGCUGUGGAAAGAGUUGCAGGCUUAGAUGGACAAACUAUCUUCGGCCUGAUAUUAAACGGCAUCCUUUUACUCUCGAGGAGGAGAAGCUUGUCAUUCAGCUUCAUGGCAUUCUUGGAAACAGGUGGGCGGCCAUUGCUUCUCAACUACCAGGCAGAACAGAUAACGAGAUCAAGAACUUGUGGAAUACCCACCUGAAGAAGCGCCUUCUUUGCUUGGGACUUGAUCCCCAAACUCAUGAGCCCUUUACGUCCCGUGGACCAGCCAAUAAAGGACCUGCAUCCCCAGCUACUCGCCAUAUGACGCAAUGGGAGAGUGCUCGGCUUGAAGCUGAGGCACGCCUUUCAAGGGAGUCAUCACUCUUCCUUCCACCGAUACCGGGAAAAAUUGAUUGUGAUUAUUUUCUGCGCAUAUGGAACUCUGAAGUUGGAGAAUCUUUUCGAAGGAUCAACAUGGGAGGUGCUAAGACUGCCUGCCCAAGUCCGGUUUCUCAGGCUUCUUCAUCGACAAAAUGUGGAUCAAUUUCAGCUAUUACAGCAGAUAUUAGCCCCUACUUAGCAGGGUCCUCUGCUGCCGCAAGCAAUCAAAAUGAAGAUAUGGAGUGCAAGAGCUGUAGAUCCGAUGCAGAAGAUGUGAUGGCUGGGCCUGACUCAUCAAGUUCAGCUGAAUCGGAGGAUUCGACAGACUCCACAUUACAACUUCUGCUGGAUUUCCCCAUUAACAACGACAUGAGCUUCCUAGAAGGAAAUAUAGACAGCUAUGCCACCUCAUCUGGAAUGUUGACCGGAACCUCCAUGAUACCCCCCGUGUGAAGCAUGCAUGAAAAUGUUGCUCUGUAUAAUGAAUCUUCUUUUGCUGGGAUUUUGACAUGCUCUUGUUUUCUUUCUUUUUUGGCACUACAAGCUGUGAAGCUAGUGUACGAGCACAGAAACUUAUGAGCUAAGCUGACGGCAGUUGUGGGUAGUUUUUCAGCCUAUAGUUAGCGUUUUUUAUUUACUAGUACCCUGGUGAUUAUAUAUAGAAGACACGUAUCCUUUGCGACCUAAACUUCCAGGUUUAGCCUCGCAUGUAUGCUAUUUAUGUAAUGCUAAAAUCGUCUCACCGGGAUCAUUGAUUCUA